Molecule: messenger RNA, 3209 nt
Organism: Manis javanica (Malayan pangolin)
Lineage: Eukaryota; Metazoa; Chordata; Mammalia; Pholidota; Manidae
Gene: BEST2
Product: bestrophin 2
Molecular function (GO): chloride channel activity
Source: RefSeq, a predicted model, not a curated record
GGCAGGAAUCCAUCAUUGUCCUCAGGGUGGGGAGUGAAGGGCCUGGAAGACUGGAAAAUGGACAGAGGGAAAGUCAAGUCCUGCUCGCAGCCUCCAGCCCGGCUCCCGACUCCUUGGACGGCAGGACGGGGUCCUGUCCAGCCCAUCUCCUCUGGCCCAACGGCGGGGCGCCACGAUGACAGUCACAUACACCAACCGCGUGGCCAACGCGCGCUUCGGCGGCUUCUCGCAGCUGCUGCUGCUCUGGCGCGGGAGCAUCUACAAACUUCUGUGGCGCGAGCUACUCUUUUUCCUCGGGCUGUACAUGGCGCUGAGUGCCGCCUAUCGCUUCAUGCUGACCGAAGGACAGAAGCGCUACUUUGAGAAGCUCGUCAUUUACUGUGACCAGUACGCCAGCCUCAUACCCGUCUCUUUUGUGCUCGGCUUCUACGUAACCCUGGUGGUGCACCGCUGGUGGAACCAGUACCUAUGCAUGCCCCUGCCCGAUGCGCUCAUGUGCGUGGUGGCGGGCACGGUGCACGGGCGCGACGAGCGCGGCCGCCUCUACCGGCGUACGCUCAUGCGCUACGCAGGGCUCUCGGCUGUGCUCAUCCUGCGCUCCGUCAGCACCGCGGUCUUCAAGCGCUUCCCUACCAUAGACCACGUGGUGGAGGCCGGGUUUAUGACCCGAGAGGAGCGCAAGAAAUUCGAGAACCUUAACUCGUCCUACAACAAGUAUUGGGUGCCCUGCGUCUGGUUCUCCAACUUGGCAGCACAGGCCCGGCGUGAGGGCCGCAUCCGCGACAACAGCGCCCUUAAACUGCUGCUGGAGGAGCUGACUGUGUUUCGGGGCAAGUGCGGAAUGCUCUUUCACUACGACUGGAUCAGCGUACCCCUUGUCUACACCCAGGUGGUGACCAUCGCGGUGUACAGCUACUUCCUGGCCUGCCUCAUUGGUCGCCAGUUCCUGGACCCGGCGCAGGGCUACAAGGACCACAACCUGGAUCUGUUCGUGCCCAUCUUCACCCUGCUGCAAUUCUUCUUCUACGCCGGCUGGCUCAAGGUAGCCGAGCAGCUCAUCAACCCUUUCGGAGAGGACGACGAUGACUUUGAGACCAACUUUCUGAUAGACCGAAACUUCCAGGUGUCAAUGCUGGCCGUGGAUGAGAUGUACGACGACCUGGCCAUGCUGGAGAAGGACCUGUACUGGGACGCAGCCGAGGCUCGCGCCCCUUACACGGCGGCCACAGCUUUCCAGAUGCAGCAGCCCUCCUUCCAGGGCUCAACGUUCGACAUCACGUUGGCCAAGGAGGACAUGCAGUUCCAGAGGCUGGACGGCUUGGACGGGCCGCUGGGCGAAGCGCAUGGCGAUUUCCUACAGCGCCUCCUACCUGUGAGCGCGGGCAUGGCCGCAGGGGGCCUGCUGGGCCGGCGGCUGUCCCUGCUGCGCCGCAAGAACAGCAGCGUGUCGGAGACGUCCACGGCCGUCAGCUGCGCGUGCGCGUGCGCCCCCGACGGCGCGAUCCCGGAGUGCGGCUGCGGGGACCCGCUGCUCGACUCCGGCCUGCGAGAGUCGGAACUCGAAUACCGCGCCGGCCCUGAGCUGCCCGCCCCCGAGCCCUUCACUAUCGUGCCGGUGCCCGCGCUCCGGGGGCCGGCUCCACCCUGGCUGCCCAGCCCCAUCGGCGAGGAGGAAGAAAGUCUAGCCUGAGAUCUUCGGGCCCGGGAUCCCCAGGGACGGGGAACCAAGUCUCCCGCAGCACGCACGCAGCGGUCUGGGUCGCGUCAGCCGAGUAUGGAUUCCACCUGCCCUGGAUUGACCGCAUCCUGCUAGCGGCCCUGCCUUCAUGUGGGCACAGGGGUUUGGAGCGCCACCUGGGACCGGCACUAGGCUAAGGGCGGAGGACUCCUAUGGCUUUUUUGAACCAGUCCUUAUCACCAGCUCUACUUCCAUACCCCUUACUGCCUCAGAGGCCUCUAUCAGGAUGCCUGCCUUUACUCUUUUCUUAAAAAAUGGAGAUGUGAGUGCCUAUCUCACCAGGCUGAGAGGUUGAAAUGAGGGUUUUAAAAUCUUUGGUACAUACAGGUGCCCAAUAAAAUCUUAGUGGCUUUUGCCUAAUUGAUCAACCCAAGUCUUCCCGCCAGGCAUUAUGCCAAGUAAAAAUUGAAGAUUCUUCCAGAUUAUUUGAUGAGGCUCUGCCUGCUUCUUCCCGGACUCUGCUCUCUGGAAUGCUCCAUCAGUGUCCAUGGCUUUGCUUUCAUUAUGGUACCAGCCACAGCCACUGAGCCACAGCUUCCUCCUGCCAGCCUUGCUGUGUGAGUCUGCAAGUGACCCAUCCACCCCAAGUUUGUGUUCUCAGAUGCUCCUUCAGUGCUCCAGGUCUUAAUUCAGUCACAUGCUAAUGAUUCCUGAAUUUAGAAAUCCAACCAGGAUCCCCUCCCUGAUUAUAGACCCAGAGAGCCAACUGCCUGCUUGCCAUCUCCAUGUGGGGAUCUGAACAUAAUGUGCCCCCAAGCCAGCUCCCUAUCUGCUACCCAAACUGCGGCCCAAACUUGAGUCAUCUUCCACUCGUCUCUCACUCACUCCACAUCAACCCAUCAGCAAAUCCCAUCAGCUCAGGCUUCACAUUGUAUCCAGAAUCCAAUCAUUUCCCAUUCUACCAAGGACCCCACCAAGGCCAAAGCCCCCAUAUGUCACCCACCCACCCACCUUGGACUAAUGACCUCUGCUCUGGUCUCCCAGCUCUGGUCCUUACCCGCCAGUCUGUUCCUACAGCAGCCAAAAGGAGCCUAUGAACAUCUGUCAGGUAAUGCCUCUCUUUUGGUGAGAAUCCUGAAUGAUUCCCAUCUCACUUUGAAUAAAAGCUAAAAUACUCCCCACAAAAGCUAAAGUAACCUGCAAAGCCCUACCCUGGCUUCCUCCCACUCUUCUCUUCCCCACACAGGCUCCUUGUUGUUCCUCUAACUCAUCACGUCUCACCUCAGGGGUUUUGCACAUGCUGUUCCCUCUGCCUGGAUGGCUCUUCCUUCAGAUAUCUUCUACAAAGCCCCUCCCUCACCUCUUCCAGGUCUUUGCUUAAAUGAUGUUACUUCCUUGGUGAGGCCUCCUUUCCUCUUUCAUUACAAAUCACCACCUCCUAAAUCCACUUCCUGCGUCCCCAUAAUUUUUGUCUGCUUUAAUUUCCUCUGUAGCACUGCUCACAUUAAACUUUUGUUUUAUCCGUUUUGUU